AUGAAAUUUGAAGUUAGUGUACUUGAUUGGUUUGCUAAACUAUGGGAAAUAGAGAAGAAUGAGUACUGGGGAUACGUCACUACUGGGGGAACAGAAGGCAAUCUUCAUGGAAUUUUAGUAGGGAGAGAGCAACUUCCAGAUGGAAUUCUAUAUACCUCAGAAGAUUCACAUUAUUCAAUAUUCAAAAUAGCAAGAAUGUAUAGAAUGCGAUGUGUGAAGGUUGCCUCUUUGAUCUCUGGUGAAAUUGAUUGUGCUCAACUAGAGACUUCUCUACUUGCCAACAAGGACAAACCAGCCAUCAUCAAUCUAAACAUAGGGACAACGUUGAAAGGCGGUAUUAAUGAUCUUGAUCUUGUAAUUAAAACAAUUGAUAAAUGUGGAUUUACUAAUGAUCAAUUCUACAUUCACUGUGAUGACGCUCUUUUUGGAAUAAUGUUGCCUUUUAUGAAACAAGCUCUAAGGAUUAGCUUCAAGAAACCUAUUGGCAGCGUAACUAUUUCAGGCCAUAAGUUUUUAGGAUGUCCAUCACCUUGUGGUGUUUUGAUAACUCGUUUGAAAUACAUCAAUGCAUUUUCAAGAGAUGUUGACUAUAUUGCUUCAAGAGAUGCCACAAUAACAGGUAGUCGUUGUGGACAUGCUCCAGUCUUCCUUUGGUAUGCUCUCACGAUAAAGGGUUUAACAGGACUUGAGAAUGAAGUGCAUAACUGCAUAUUCAAAGCACGUUACUUACUAAAUCAACUACGUGGUGCUGGAAUUGGAGCAAUGCUAAAUGAGUAUAGCAACAUAGUUGUUUUUGAGAGACCUUUAGAUGAUAAUUUUACUCUUCAGUCUCUAUGCAUUGCGAAAGAUGUUGGUUCUAGAAAUUGUGCUUGUUCAAUACACAAACUAUCAAGAAAUUAUUAG
Vicia faba (fava bean) is the source of this 903-nucleotide messenger RNA. NCBI's taxonomy places the organism in Eukaryota, Viridiplantae, Streptophyta, Magnoliopsida, Fabales, Fabaceae. The record is from the annotation of a GenBank genome assembly.